ACACGUUGUUUGUUUCUCUCCGGAGCUUUUUAGACACUGCACUGUCAACAAACAAAAUGGCGCGCUGUCCUCUGGGCUGAAGCUUCGUUAAAUCAGGUCGCCCCUCACUGAGUCCAGCAGAGAUCACCUGAAGUCACCUGACCAGAGCUGCUGGUGGCUGAUCGCUGAGCUGACGUCAUGGUGCUGAAGAUCUACUUCCCGCAGUGCUGUAACCGGGCGGACAGCGGACUGAUGGUCGGCCGCUGGAUCGCUGGCCACGACUCGGCUGUGGUGUUGGCAGUCAUCCACUACCCGUUCAUCCCCGGUCAGGUCAAACGGUACAUCCAACAGAUACAGGCCCAGAGUGGGGUGGAGCUGUCGGUGCUGGGCUCAUGGAGUUUACCCAAAGAGGGUCAGGAGGGCAUGGAGAGCUUCCUCAGAGACCUCAGCACCAUCUUCCCCCAGGAACGCUGGCUCCAGAUCAACCGCGAGUUUGGCAAGACCGGCUUCACCUGUGAGGUCCUCACCCAGGAUCAGAAUGGAGGAACCACUCAGCAGGAGGCUAAGAAGAAGAAGAAGAUGGUUGAGGAGGGUGAUGGAGAAGCUGUAGGUGAUGGAGAAGAGGAGGGUGAAGAGGAGAAGGUGAUCUUCGUCCACUACGAGCAGAAGAAGGUGAUGUUGUCGCAGCUUCACCCAAUCGAAAACGGAGUUCCCGACCCCAAAGCUGAUCCACCGUCUGAACUGAGACAGAUGUUCCGGAUGGUGGCCAACAGUCAACCUCUGUUCUUCUUGGACAAAUACGACGACGGGCCGCUGAAGACGACACACUGGCAGUCUGAAGGUCGAGAGGGCAGCAUCAUCGUGGAGCUCCUCAAACAGGCCUCAGCACCGCUCUGUCUGCUCAUCAGCUGGCUGCUCUCCAUCUGGACCUGCUUCUGUAACAUCCGAAUCUUCAGUCUUUACCCGCUGCGCUUCCUGUCCACUAAACUGUCCACGUGUAUCCAGCUCAGCUACAGAACUGAACACAUGAGGACGCUCAGCUCGGCCAAACCGGCCGCCGGACACACACAGUUCAUGAGGAAGGCCAACAUCCUGGUGUCGCUCCUGGUGGACGUUGCUCUUGGCUUGUUGCUCAUGUCGUGGCUCUACAGAGACAACCACAUCACCAUGUUGGCCAACGCUCUGGUGCCUGCAGCUGACCACAUCGCUAAAGAGCUGGACGAGCUGUUGCAGUGGCUGAUGGGAGCUCCAGCGGGGCUUAAGAUGAACCGGGCCUUGGACCAGGUUCUGGGCCGCUUCUUCCUCUACCACAUUCACCUCUGGAUCAGCUACAUCCACCUGAUGUCUCCCUUCAUUGAGGGGAUCUUGUGGUACGGAGGCCUGUCCGCCUGCCUCGGCCUGACCUUCGCCCUCUCGCUGCUCUCCGACAUGGUCGCCCUGCUCACCUUCCACAUCUACUGCUUCUACGUGUACGGAGCCAGGCUGUACUGUCUGAAGAUCUACAGCCUGUCGUCUCUCUGGAGGCUCUUCAGAGGGAAGAAGUGGAACGUCCUGCGUCAGCGGGUGGACUCCUGCUCCUAUGACCUCGACCAGCUCUUCAUCGGAACGCUGCUCUUCACCAUCCUGCUGUUCUUGCUGCCCACCACGGCUCUGUACUACCUGGUCUUCACUCUGUUGCGGCUGGUGGUGGUGCUGUUCCAGGGCGUCCUCCACCUCAGUGUGGACUUCAUUAACUCCUUCCCUCUGUUCGCCGUUGGCCUCCGCAUCUUUCGCUCGUUCAGGUUGGCAGAGGGUGUGAAGUUCAGGGUGCUGUGUGAGGAGCCCGGCACGGCCCUUCACCUGAUGAUGGAGAUUAACCCUCUGAAGUACGGCACAGUGGUUCAGACCUACCGCACCCCGACUUACAGCUGUUACCCCAAAGACUCGUGGACUGCUCUGGUCAAGAAACUGUUUGUUGGGGAGCUGAUUUACCCGUGGAGACACAAAACCACCAAGACUGACUGAGAGACAUCAGAGAGACAAAGAGAGGAAAGGGAAGUGACUGAAUAAAUAAUGAGAUGGAAAUAGACAGAUGGAGGGACGAGAGUGAAUUCAGUAUGAAGACCUUUCAUGUCAGAAGUCUUUUAAGGUCUGAAGCUGCUCUGUGUCGCCACAGUUUGUAAAAAUCUGAUCAGCUUGAACAAAAAUAGGCCAGAGCACAACGAACACAACGAACACAACAAACACAACGACAGAAUCAGACAUGAUCAGAAAAUCUGAAUCUGUGGAAAAGGACGGCAGAUUUUCUUUUGUUGUUGAGGUCAGACAUUAAAUGAAACACGAGAACUUGAACUCCUCUCACACACACACACACACACACACACACACACACACACACACACACACACACACACACACAGCUAACACAAACUGACAUCAUAAAGACACUAAAGGACCAAAACAAUUCUUCUGUGUGUUUGAAAAUGACAGCACACGUCUAUACGUCUGUGAAGUUAGUUCAUGUAUGUAGUUCACAUUUAAUGGACAUUUAAUUAGCGUACAUAACAAACAUGUAUGUAAUGUUGUGUGUGUGUGUUUGGUAUGACUCAUAAAUAGUCCAUCACGUCACACCUCUUCUAAAGUGACCUCCUCCCAGUCUUUUACGAACUACGGCGACAAAAAUUUUUUAACUGGUUCAAUAUUAUGUGUUAUAAUUUUCCCCAGUGUGGGAUCAAUAAAGUCUAUAUUAUCUUAUCUUAUGGAGUGCGAGCGUCACUGUCUGCAGCAUGAUUCUUGCACGCAUUGGUACUCAAUGUACGUCCACUAAAAGAGUUUAUUUUUCCCGCUGACAGGCUCAGAUUGUUGUUAUAAACGUCUGACAGCAUUAUGGAACUGACCCUCCAGAGAAAGACGUUAGUGAGAGAGUAAAACCAUUUUUACAAAAAUAAGCUCUUUGGAUGGACAUUGACAGUACCCUGCAGGAAUCACAUUACAGCUAAGUUUGCAGCUUCUGGCUGCAGAGCUGUCACUCAAUACUCGACCAGUUUUUAAAAUGAUUGUCCCCGUUAGUCACUUAUACAAACACACAGGUAUUUUUCUACCUGGAUUCACACAGCAGCACAGCAAACACACAACACUGACUUCCCUCUGUGUCAACGCAACUUUCUCGUCCCGCUUCACUGAGCUCUUCAUCCUCAGCAGAGUAAACUCUUUUAUUUUGAGCACUCUGUGACGUUUCCUGUAGCACCAGCUUCAGAACAAAAUGAGAUGCAUGACAUUCAUGCUCCCCAGAGGGUAAACCCUUUGGCUUUAAUAACUCCAUGAACUUUACUCAAUCACUGUUAUUGCUUCAGUCCCACACACUGAACGUUGGAGCUCCUGAAGGGAUUUUAGAAGCCGUGUUAAAGUGAGCGUUAACGUUAACGUAACAUUUGCUGGACAGCAGCCACUGUGAGCGCACGUGACGAUUCAAUGUCACCUUGAAGCUUCAUUCAAGGUCGUUUUGGUCCACUAACACAGAGACAGAAUUUAAAUCAAUCUAUUUAUGUAUUAACUGCACUGACCGUGUAGAUAGUUAUGAUAAUUUCAAUUUUAUGUGAUUAGUAGUGAGAGACAAACUGAUUUAUUCCUUUUUAAAUGUAAAGUUUUAGUCUAAAUGAAAUGAUUCAUUGUUUUAUAGUCUUAUUUCCUUCAUACACUGGAAGUGAUUUUCACACAGACAGUUAUUAUAAGAUUCUGUUUGUCUUUUAUUUUAUUAAUGUGCCUAAUUUAAUGAAAUGUUGUCCUUAAAUUCUUUAUAACAAUUAACAUGAAGCAGCUCUCAUUAAAAGAAACAGUUUGAUCAUUUGGCUUCUUAUCUGCAGGCGACUUUGUUGUUAUUUGACUUGUUUUUGAUGAUUGUUUCUAUAAUGUGAAUUAUUUCUGUCUUAUUUUACUGAAAUCGCUCUUUAGCCUCACUAAUUUGUCUUUUCUAACAGUGGGACUUGUUUGUGUUCUUAUUUUUAUCCUUUUAUUGUAUCAGCCUCUAUUGAGCUCUGAAUGUCCCAUUGUCAUUUAAUAAAAUUCAUACAUAUUUAAUA
Messenger RNA from Larimichthys crocea (large yellow croaker), 4037 nucleotides. It is a transcript of the gene pigq, whose product is annotated as phosphatidylinositol glycan anchor biosynthesis, class Q. The transcript is spliced from 14 exons. Bases 178 to 1983 code for a protein of 601 amino acids. Lineage: Eukaryota; Metazoa; Chordata; Actinopteri; Sciaenidae. The record is from RefSeq and is a predicted model, not a curated record. Gene Ontology annotation, biological process: GPI anchor biosynthetic process. Gene Ontology annotation, cellular component: endoplasmic reticulum; membrane.